This is a messenger RNA of Mucor mucedo, 637 nucleotides long. Its product is annotated as ribosomal protein S27a-domain-containing protein. Bases 38 to 508 code for a protein of 156 amino acids. The transcript is spliced from 3 exons. NCBI's taxonomy places the organism in Eukaryota, Fungi, Mucoromycota, Mucoromycetes, Mucorales, Mucoraceae. Gene Ontology annotation, molecular function: protein tag activity; ubiquitin protein ligase binding; structural constituent of ribosome. Gene Ontology annotation, cellular component: ribosome; nucleus; cytoplasm. The record is from RefSeq and is a predicted model, not a curated record. Gene Ontology annotation, biological process: modification-dependent protein catabolic process; protein ubiquitination; translation.
GUGUCAGGGUGUAGAUUCCUUCUCUUUUUUGUCAGCAAUGCAACUUUUCGUCAAGUCCCUUGCCGGUAACACCCUCGCUCUCGAGGUCUCCAACACCACCUCUGUUGAGAAUGUCAAGUCCAUGAUCGCUGCCCGUGAAGGUAUCGAUGCUGAAUUCCAAUGUCUUUCUUUCGCUGGUAAGUCUCUCCAAAACUCUGAGACCCUUGCCCUCUAUGGUGUCCAAGACAACUCUACCCUCCACAUGAACGCUGAACUCCUCGGUGGUGGUAAGAAGAGAAAGAAGAAGACCUACACUACCCCCAAGAAGAUCAAGCACAAGCGUACCAAGGUUAAGAUGGCUAUCUUGAAGUUCUACAAGGUCGACGAAUCUGGUAAGAUCACCCGUCUCCGUCGUGAGUGUCCUAACGCCACUUGUGGUGCUGGUGUCUUCAUGGCCAAGCACAGUGACCGUCAAUACUGUGGUAAAUGUCACUUGACCUAUGUCUUCCAAAAGGAUCAAGAGGCUUAAAUCAUCUGUUUAAAUCAUUAGACUUUUCACCAUAAAAAAGUAGACUUUAUAUAUAAACUGGGAUGCUCUCUAUUGAUCUCCUACUAUUAAUAAAUAUCUAACAAUACAUAUAUAAUCUGUCUUUCUUAU